Choloepus didactylus (southern two-toed sloth) is the source of this 627-nucleotide messenger RNA. RefSeq names its product geminin-like. The record is from RefSeq and is a predicted model, not a curated record. Lineage: Eukaryota; Metazoa; Chordata; Mammalia; Pilosa; Megalonychidae. Bases 1 to 627 code for a protein of 208 amino acids. Gene Ontology annotation, cellular component: nucleus. Gene Ontology annotation, biological process: negative regulation of DNA replication; negative regulation of cell cycle. The transcript has a single exon.
AUGAAUCCCAGCAUGAAGCAGAAACAAGAACUCCAAGAGAAUGUAAAGAAUAGUUCAGUCCCAAGAACUCUGAAGAUGAUCCAGCCUUCUGCAGCCGGAUCUCUUGUUGGAAGAGAAUAUGAGCUAGCCAAAGGCUUAUCCAAAAAGAAGCAUGGGAAUGGUCAGUUAACAUCAAAGACUUUCAGCUCUGGAGUAGUUCUGGACCCAGAAUAUAGUGAAAAUAUAAAUCCUGAAGGAGUCACCCAAGAAGCAUUUGAUUUUACAGUUAAAGGAAAUCCAUCCUCUCAAUAUUGGAAAGCAGUGGUGGAAAAAUGGAGGAAGGCGCUCUAUGAAACACUUAAAGAAAAUGAGAAACUUCAUAAAGAAAUUGAACAAAAGGACAAUGAAAUUGCCUGCCUGAAAAAAGAGAAUAAAGAACUGGCAGAAGUAGCAGAACAUGUACAAUAUAUGGCAGAGGUGAUAGACAGACUGAAAGACGAAACUCGGGAUAACUUUGAAUCACUGGAUAGUCAGGAGUUCGAUUCUGAAGAGGAAACUGGUGAGGAUUCUGAAGUGGAAGACUCAGAAAUUGGCAAAUGUGCUCAAGAAAUUGUAUCUUCCUCCACAGACACAAAGCCAAGUAUAUGA